Messenger RNA from Gadus morhua (Atlantic cod), 6113 nucleotides. RefSeq names its product zinc finger protein 271-like. The record is from RefSeq and is a predicted model, not a curated record. Bases 79 to 3327 code for a protein of 1082 amino acids. The transcript has 3 exons. Lineage: Eukaryota; Metazoa; Chordata; Actinopteri; Gadiformes; Gadidae.
AAUGACAUCAGAGACCGCAGCACGCAGCGCGGCGACACCUCGGAGAGUCUGCGUGUGGACGCCCCUGGCUCCUCCCACAUGGCCAGUCACAACGGGGAGCUGCGGAUCCUGAGCGUCUACGGAAAAGGGGAGGGCCCACUGGUGGUGGACGGCCAUGACACCCUCUUCACCCCGUCAGAAGUGGAGGCCUUGAGCUCGCUGUCCGUGGACCGCAGCGUGGCCAAGAGCCGGAACUGCAGCGUGCGGCUGGUCCGCCUUGAGGAGCUGCACAUGAGGACCCGACCAGACGAGAAGCCGUACGGGUGCGACCAAUGCAAGAAGAGCUUCAGUCAAAGUGAACACCUGAAGAACCACAUGAGGACUCACACCGACGAGAUGCCCUAUGGGUGCGACCAAUGCAUCAAGCGCUACAGAUGGAAAGAUUCCCUGAGGAUCCACAAAAUGACUCACUCCGGGGAGAAGCCCUACAGCUGUGACCAAUGCACGAAGCGCUUCAGUCAGAAAAGCAAGCUGAAGAACCACAUGAAGACUCACACCGGGGAGAAGACCUACAGCUGUGACCAAUGCACGAAGUGCUUCAGUCAAAGUGAACACCUGAAUAGCCACAUGAGGACUCACACCGACGAGAAGCCCUACAGGUGUGACCAAUGCGCAAAGCGCUUCAGUUAUAGCUGCUACCUGAAGAACCACAUGAGGACUCACACCAGGGAGAAACCCUACAGCUGUGACCAAUGCACGAAGAGCUUCAGUCAGAAAGGCAACCUGAAGAUCCACAUGAAGACUCACACCGACGAGGAGCCCUACAGGUGUGACCAAUGCGCAAAGCGCUUCAGUUAUAGCUGCUACCUGAAGAACCACAUGAGGACUCACACCAGGGAGAAACCCUACAGCUGUGACCAAUGCACGAAGAGCUUCGCUCAGCAUGGCACCCUGAACGUCCACAUGAGGACUCACACCGGCGAGAAACCCUACGGGUGUGACCAAUGCAUCAAGCGCUUCAGAUGGAAAGAUUCCCUGAGGAUCCACAAAAUGACUCACUCCGGGGAGAAGCCCUACAGGUGCGACCAAUGCACGAAGCGCUUCAGUCGAAAUGAAAGCCUGAAGAACCACAUGAAGACUCACAGCGGCGAGAAGCCCUACGGGUGUGACCAAUGCAUCAAGCGCUUCAGAUGGAAAGAUUCCCUGAGGAUCCACAAAAUGACUCACUCCGGGGAGAAGCCCUACAGCUGUGACCAAUGCACGAAGCGCUUCAGUCAGAAAAGCAAGCUGAAGAACCACAUGAAGACUCACACCGGGGAGAAGACCUACAGCUGUGACCAAUGCACGAAGUGCUUCAGUCAAAGUGAACACCUGAAUAGCCACAUGAGGAUUCACACCGACGAGAAGCCCUACGGGUGUGACCAAUGCGCAAAGCGCUUCAGUUAUAGCGGCUACCUGAAGAACCACAUGAGGACUCACACCAGGGAGAAACCCUACAGCUGUGACCAAUGCACGAAGAGCUUCAGUCAGAAAGGCAACCUGAAGAUCCACAUGAAGACUCACACAGGGGAGGAGCCCUACAGGUGUGACCAAUGCGCAAAGCGCUUCAGUUAUAGCUGCUACCUGAAGAACCACAUGAGGACUCACACCAGGGAGAAACCCUACAGCUGUGACCAAUGCACGAAGCGCUUCGCUCAGCAUGGCACCCUGAACGUCCACAUGAGGACUCACACCGGCGAGAAACCCUACGGGUGUGACCAAUGCAUCAAGCGCUUCAGAGGGAAAGAUUCCCUGAGGAUCCACAAAAUGACUCACUCCGGGGAGAAGCCCUACAGGUGUGACCAAUGCACGAAGCGCUUCAGUCGAAAUGAAAGCCUGAAGAACCACAUGAAGACUCACACCGGCGAGAAGCCCUACGGGUGUGACCAAUGCAUCAAGCGCUUCAGAUGGAAAGAUGCCCUGAGGAUCCACAAAAUGAUUCACUCCGGGGAGAAGCCCUACAGGUGUGACCAGUGCACGAAGUGCUUCAGUCAGAGCUACUAUCUGAAGAUCCAUUUGAGGACUCACACCGGCGAGAAGCCCUACAGGUGUGACCAAUGCACGAAGCGCUUCAGCCAGAGCUCGUCCCUGAGGAUCCACAUUAGGACUCACACGGGGGAAAAGCCCCACAGUUGCGACCAUUGCACAAAGCGCUUCGCUCAGCAUGUACACUUGGAGAUCCACAUGAGGACUCACACCGUAGAGAAGCCCUACAAGUGUGACCAAUGUGCAAAGUGCUUCAGUCAAAGUGGUCAACUGAAGAGCCACAUGAGGACUCACACAGGCGAGAAACCCUACAAGUGCGACCAAUGCAUGAAGCUCUUCAGUCUGAACUGUCACUUGAAGAGGCACAUGAGGACUCACACCGGGGAGAAACCCUACAAGUGCGACCAAUGCAUGAAGCUCUUCAGUCUGAACUGUCACUUGAAGAGCCACAUGAGGACUCACACCGGGGAGAAGCCCUACAGGUGCGACCAAUGCAUGAAGUUCUUCAUAUCGAAAACGCACUUGAAGAGCCACAUGUGGACUCACACCGGCGAGAUGCCCUACAAGUGUGACCAAUGCGCAAAGCGCUUCGGACAGCCAAGCCAGCUUAAGAGGCACAUGUCGACUCACACCGGGGAGAAGCCCUACAAGUGUGACCAUUGCGCAAAGAGCUUCGGGCAGACAUGCCAUCUUAAGAGCCACAUAAGGACUCACACCGGCGAGAUACCCUACAAGUGUGACCAAUGCGCAGAGCGCUUCAGAGAGUCAAGCCAGCUUAAGAGUCACAUGUGGACUCACACCGGGGAGAAGCCCUACAAGUGUGACCAAUGCGCAAAACGCUUCUCAACGACAAGCCACCUUAAGAGCCACAUGUGGACUCACACCAGUGAGAAGCCCUACGAGUGUGACAAAUGCGCAAUGCGCUUCGAACAGACAAGCCCCCUUCAGAUCCAGAUCCACAUGAGGACUCACACCGGGGAGAAGCUCUACAAGUGUGACCAAUGUACGAAGCUCUUCAUUCGGAAAGACAAGCUGAAGAUCCACAUGAGGACUCACACCGGGGAGAAGCCCUUCAACUGUGACCAAUGCGCAAAGCGCUUCAGACAGAGAGGCAGCCUAAAUGUCCACAUGAGGACUCACACCGGCGGGAAGCCCUACAGGUGUGACCAAUGCACGGAGCGCUUCAUUUAUAAAGCCUGCCUGAAGAGCCACAUGAAGACUCACACCGGAGAGAAGCCCUACAGGUCUGAACAAAUGCACGAAGCUCUUCAGUCAGAAAAGGCACCUGGAGGACCACAUGUGUUAUGUAUUUUAAGCACAUAAGCUGCCCCCACAUAGCCACUAGGAAGCAGGAUCGAACACAAAAGCUGCAUUACCCCCACACAGCCACAAGGGCGCAGGAUCGAACACAAAAGCUGUAAUAUCUACCCCAGCCACAGAAGGCAGCAUCUUUAAGACAGACGCGGAAGCUGCAGCUAAGAGCUAGACCACGCCCACUUCACAUAAGCCACGCCUACUUGGUCAAUUUUCAGCGACCGGAGCCAGCGGAGGUCAGAGAAUCAUAGGCGCCCCGCAGAGAGCCUCGGGCCUAAGCCCGGGGCUCGAAGUAGCUCACGGUAUUUCUCUCUACUAGUGUUGGAUACUAUUCCCUCCCUUUUGCUUCAUAGUUACCAUACCGAAAUACUUAAACAAAUAAAGUGAGUUAAAAGCCACCCGUUUCAAACUACUUUCAACAAGAGCACGACAAUUGCCACAUGAGGACUCACUCCGGGGAGAAGCCCUACAUGGGUGACCAAUGCGCAAGGCGCUUCAGUCAUGGCUCCAAGCUGAAGAUCCACGUGAGGACUCACACCGGGGAGAAGCCCUGCGUGUGUCUUACUACCGCCCAGUAGCUCGAACACCUGUGAUCAUGAAAUGCUUUGAAAGGCUGGUCUUUCACCACAUUAAAGAUGAACUGAACUGAAAUAAUAAACAUCGUCAACGUUUUAGUGAUGACCAUUAUAAAAAAAUAAAAUAAAAUGACACUAAAAAAAAUAUUUAAAAAGUCAAUAUAUAGCUUUUUUUUUAGCAACAAAAGAUAAUGCGUCUUUUAUUAUUAGUGUGCCGAUUACGUCACUGGCAUGGUACAACUAGGUCUUUGCUGCAGGCACGCGAAUGUCUUAUUCACUCCAUGGUUGAAAAUUCUCAAUUUUAAUAUGGCUGGUUACGAGUUUGAGCCUAUGAGGGACAUGCCUCAUAGGCUCAAACUCCCAUCCCCUCAUUUUGUUUUAUUUAUAUUUUUUCCACAAUGUCUUGUUUUUUAAAAAAAUGUAUGAUGACUAUAUGCUCUGUAAGGUGACCUUGGGUGUCUUGAAAGGCGCCUCUAAAUUAAAUGUAUUAUCAUUAUUAUUAUUAUUAUUAUUAUGCCUGUAGUGUCCGACUGCCACCCGUUGGAGAGGGAUCAAUUUCAGGCUCCAGCUCCACCUUCGGAUCAUGUGGGUGUGACUGGUGUGCGUGUGGGUGCUGCCGGAGCAUGGACACUGCCAUUGAAUCGGUCUGCUGCAGAGAGGUCCCGGUCAACCUUGACCAUCUAAUGGUGGGAUUAGGUUGCAUAACCAUGCACAGGGCAUUUCGAUUGCUGUGCGGUGAGAGAGGGUUUGGAAGUGGCCAAGCUCUCUCUACGGGACGUCCUAGCGGAGACACUGGAGCGCCCCAUAAAUAGCAACCAAGUAACAAGGCGAAAACAAUCUUUCCCCCUCCGUUUUCCUUUGAUGCGUUUGAGGAAUAUCUGUGUAAAGACGGACUCAUUGCGGAAACGCAACGAGCUGUACAAACGCUGUAGUACCUACAUAUUCAAGGCGCUGGUUCUCCACAAAAAUAAGAGGAGCGCAUCCAGCCUGCGCGCAUCCAGCCUGAGCGCUGUAUAAAAAGGUUCAAGUCGAGGCGGAGAUAGUUGUUGUUUAACCUUUUAGAUUGAGUAGAAAUAGUUUUUAAUGUACAGUUAGUAAUUAAGUUGACCAAGGGGCUGUAUUUAAAGCUACAAAAAAAAUAAAUAAAUCCACGCAACUCUAACGGCGUCCACACAAAUCCUAACACGAAACCGCAUAGGUCCGGUUUUAUUUGAAACCACCAUGGGACCAUGGACCUAUUAAAGAACGUGGUUUAUUAUCUGGCUAAUAACAUGGUUAUUAAAGACAUGGAUUCGCAAAAAUAUCGGCUCCGGGUGGACAGGACAGGACUUUGGGAGAUACAUCCGCGGAUGUGCAUAGAUGCGAGGCGGAUUCACGAGUGUCACGUUUACUUUAGGUGGUUGUUGAAGGUUUACUUUCUGGUGGAUGUUGAUGGAUAAUGCACAGAUAAAUCUUACUAUGAAACUACUCCUUUGUGUUUAAUAGCCCCAUUAAUGAAUGGGGCUGAUUUACAUCGGAGGGUUAGUCGGUUUUAAGGCUGCCAGCCAUGUAUUUAGGGCUUGUUUCCUAUUCAAAGGUAGCCUGUGGAAAUGUAUGAUUACCCAAGCUGCCUUGGCCCUAUAUAAUUCAUUAAUGAAGCCAGGGGCAAUGCAGUAUGAUCCUCCUGUAGACCUGGUUGUUUUAUUUUCCGUAGCCAUUUCAGCGAGCCUCAGAGCCUGACUCAUUACCUGCUAUGGCUGCUAGAGCCACAGAGUAGGAGUAGGUUACCAUGCCAGUGACGUAGCUGAUUGUUGAAAUCCAACAUGGCGGCGCCCUGUAACACUUUCACCCCUUCACCGGACAAUUUAAUCCCUUUUAGCAAGUUCAGCCCUUUUUAUUUAUUGUACCAAUGAGAAGGCAGACGAUACAUCUGUUAUAUCAGCUAAACUUCAGAUCUCAGCUCAGUUCAUCUUUAAAGCCCGCCUCCCACCCAGCUUCGACCCCCACCAGUUUACCUAUCGAUCAAAUGGAUCAACGGAGGACGCCAUAGCCGUAGUUCUACCUUGUAAUGACAAAGUAUUCUAUUCUAUAAACAGGGUUUAUAUCAUUUGUAUAUAAUUGUAUAUAUUAAACUUACGCUUGAUAUUUCAACACUGUCGUUACCUCUACCUUUGUUAUUAGAAAAAGCCUGCAAAGUUGACCUGUGAAAUAGACUGCAAUUAAACCCCACAUUAUACAUGA